GGGUGAGCGUGGCCCUGCCAGCUGCCUCGGUCACCCCUGUGGCAGCGGUGAGACAGAGGAGGUCCCGGCAGCCACCCUGCCAUGCUGGAGCGCCUUGCCCAAGGAUUGUCGGUGCUAAGCUCUACCCGUGUGCCUCUCUGGAGAGGACUGAGCCUCAACUGCCCAGCGAGUUCAGCAACAAAGAGUGGAGCCCACCUCUCUCCCUGGGGGCUGACAAUCACGGGACGCUGAGCAACAUAACGGACAGAGCUUCCGGCCGGACCCCCCUGACCCAGCCGGGUCCCCGUGCCCAGCGCCGCCGGUGUCGGUGCCGGGCGCCGCCGGUGCCGGGCGCUGCCGGCGGAGGCGGAGCGCGGCCGAUCCCUCCCCCGGGCAGUGCCCCGGGCCCGCCCCGCGCGGUCCGGGAGGAGCCGCGGCCGCCGCGGGCACCGGCAGCGGCACCGGCACCGGGACGGCGCGGAGCGAAGCGGCGGCAGCGGCGGCACCAUGGCCUCGGAGAGCGAGGCGCAGCGGGCGCUGCAGUAUGAGCAGACCCUGAUGUAUGGGCGCUACACGCAGGACUUGGGCACCUUCGCCAAGGAUGAGGCAGCCCGGCUGCGACUGCAGGAGGGGGACACGCCCCGGCCCCGCCGCCCCUCCGAGCUGCUGGAGUACACCCAGGGCCGCUGUGGCCCCUGUCGGGUCUGCGCCUUGCAGUGCCAGCGGUUCCUCAUCUCCAAGGUGGGUGAGGACUGGGUCUUCCUCAUACUGCUGGGACUGGUCAUGGCACUGGUCAGCUGGGCCAUGGAUUUCGCCAUCGCCACGUGCCUCCAAGCUCAGAAGUGGAUGUACGGGGGCCUGGACACCAACGUGCUGCUGCAGUACAUGGCCUGGGUCACCUACCCCACUGUGCUCAUCACCUUCUCAGCUGGCUUCACCCAGAUCCUUGCCCCUCAGGCUGUGGGCUCAGGGAUCCCCGAGAUGAAGACCAUCCUGCGGGGCGUCGUGCUGAAGGAGUACCUCACCCUCAAGACCUUUGUGGCCAAGGUGAUAGGACUGACGUGUGCCCUGGGCAGUGGCAUGCCCCUGGGCAAGGAGGGUCCCUUUGUCCACAUCGCCAGCAUGUGCGCAGCCCUGCUCAGCCGCUUCCUCUCCCUCUUUGGGGGCUUCUAUGAGAAUGAGGCAAGAAACAUUGAAAUGCUGGCAGCUGCCUGCGCUGUCGGUGUUGGCUGCUGCUUCGCCGCCCCCAUCGGAGGCGUCCUCUUCAGCAUCGAGGUCACCUCCACCUUCUUUGCCGUCCGCAACUACUGGCGUGGCUUCUUCGCUGCCACCUUCAGCGCCUUCAUCUUCCGUGUCCUUGCUGUCUGGAACAAGGAUGAAGAGACAAUCACUGCACUGUUCAAAACCCGCUUCCGCCUCGACUUCCCCUUCGACCUGCAGGAGCUGCCUGCCUUUGCCGUCAUCGGGAUCGCCAGCGGCUUCGGGGGCGCACUCUUUGUCUACCUCAACCGCAAGAUUGUGCAGUUCAUGCGCCGCCAGAAGACCAUCAACCGCUUCCUCAUGAAGAAGCGCCUGCUCUUCCCUGCCCUGGUGACGCUGAUCAUCUCCACGCUGACCUUCCCGCCUGGCUUCGGACAGUUCAUGGCUGGCCAGCUCACCCAGAAGGACACCCUGGUGACACUCUUUGACAACCAGACGUGGGCCAAGCAGGGGAUCAGUGAUGAGUUUGAAUAUUUGGGCAUCCUGGAGGCCUGGCACCAUCCACGCUCCAAUGUCUUCAUCACACUUAUCGUCUUCAUCCUCAUGAAGUUCUGGAUGUCAGCUUUGGCCACUACCAUCCCAGUGCCCUGUGGAGCCUUCAUGCCUGUCUUCGUCAUUGGGGCAGCCUUUGGGCGCCUGGUGGGGGAGAGCAUGGCAGCCUGGUUCCCUGAUGGCAUCCACACGGACAGCAACAUCUACCGCAUCGUGCCGGGGGGCUACGCCGUGGUGGGGGCAGCUGCGCUGUCAGGUGCUGUCACCCACACGGUGUCCACUGCCGUCAUCGUCUUCGAGCUGACGGGGCAGAUCUCGCACAUCCUCCCUGUCAUGAUCGCUGUCAUCCUGGCCAAUGCCGUUGCCCAGAGCCUCCAGCCCUCCCUCUACGACAGCAUCAUCCGCAUCAAGAAGCUUCCCUACCUCCCUGAACUGGGCUGGGGCCACCACGAGAAAUACAACGUGCGGGUGGAGGAUAUCAUGGUGCGGGAUAUCCGCUACGUCACCCUCAACUGCAAGUACCGGGACCUGCAGCAAGUCCUGCACAGCACCAAGAUGAAGAACCUGCCACUGGUGGAGUCAGCUGAGUCCAUGAUCCUGCUGGGCUCCAUUGAGCGGGCGCAGGUGGGGGCCCUGCUCAGCAGCCAGCUCAGCCCCCAGCGCCGGCUCCUGACGCUGCGGCAGAAGGCGCUGUCCGAGGAUGGGCACCGGCUCUCCGACUCCAGCAUCCGCUUCCAGAUCAGCACAGAGACCUCCUCGGGCACCCCUGCCCGCCCCGCAUUCCGCAAGCCCCUGAAGCCGGCGCUGAAGCGGGUGCCCAGCAGCCCAGCUGACAGCCCCCCAGCUGGCAGCGCUGACCACACUGGCAUCGCCCUCAAGAGCCUCUUCUGUGCCAACGCGGCCACAGAGCCCACCGAGGAGGAGAUGAUUCUGGGUGACAAGAUGACUCCAGCAGAGAUCGUGGAGUGGGAAGAGCAGCAGCUGGACCAGCUGGUGGACUUCAGCAGUGCCAAGAUCGACCCCGCGCCCUUCCAGCUGGUGGAGCACACCUCGCUGCACAAGACCCACACCAUCUUCUCUCUGCUGGGCCUGGACCACGCGUUCGUCACCAGCAUCGGGCGGCUGGUGGGCAUGGUGUCCCUGAAGGAGCUGCGCAAGGCCAUCGAGGGCUCCCUGACGGGCAAGGGGGUGAAGGUGCGCCCGCCGCUCGCCAGCUUCCGCGACAGCACCGCCAGCACCACCGAGGCUGACACCACCGCCCUGCGCCAGCUCUGGGAUCGCCACCAGCACCACCACAUGCCCCGCGAGGCUGGUCCUGGGGGCGACGAUGAUGACGACACCCCCAAGGGCCAGUGACACCCUUGAGAUCCACCCCCCCGUGUUCCCGGAAGCCACAAGGGCCCCCUGGCAGGUGCCAGGGGAUGCCCAGCCUGAGCCCACUGAUGCCAGGCUCAGCACAGGAGUGGGCACCCUCAAUCCAGUGCCUCUGCCCCCUCCCUGGGCUGGGGACCAACCAAAUGCCCCCCAGCCAGCCCCUGCUCCCCAAAUACCUGCCAGCUCUUGGGGCUUCCCACUUUGCUACCUCUGUACCCCUCCAGCCCCUGGUGCCCCCUAGAAUGGCCACUGCCCUCACACCCUCCAUGAGCACCACAAUGUCCCCUCUUGGAGUGGCACAGGGCAGAGAGGGGCAUCAGGUUGGGGUGUCCACAGGGACAUGGGUGGGCAUUGCCCCCUGUGCUCAGCACCUCAUGGUUGGGAACAGGGCGUCCUGCUGCCACUCUGCCAUGCACCUUUCUCCAUGUAAAUACAGAGAUUUUUAUAUUAAUUUAAUAAAAGGACUUUAUAAACAGA
Molecule: messenger RNA, 3582 nt
Organism: Prinia subflava (tawny-flanked prinia)
Lineage: Eukaryota; Metazoa; Chordata; Aves; Passeriformes; Cisticolidae
Gene: CLCN2
Product: chloride voltage-gated channel 2
Exons: 24
Coding region: 487-3087 (866 amino acids)
Biological process (GO): transmembrane transport; chloride transport
Cellular component (GO): plasma membrane
Molecular function (GO): voltage-gated chloride channel activity
Source: RefSeq, a predicted model, not a curated record